AUGGUGGUCGGCGAGCAGACGGUCCCUCGUGCAGCCGGCCCGCCGGAGGACCUGCCGCGGCUCGAGGCGGCGCUCCGCGAGCUCCGCGCGAGGCAUCCUGGCGCCAUCAUCGACCGGUACCGCGAGAGCCUGCCUUCGGUGGCGGAGAGCGCACUCGUGGCGCCGGGGGCCGCGGUGGUGGGCGACGUCCGCCUCGCCGAGGGCUCCUCAGUCUGGUACGGCUGCGUGCUGCGGGGCGAUCUCAACUACAUCAGCGUGGGCGCAAACUCGAACGUGCAGGACGGGACGGUGGUGCACCUGGGCGACGAGGACCCGACCGUCAUCGGCGAGCACGUCGUCGUCGGCCACCGCGCCGUGCUCCACGGCUGCACCAUCGAGGACCACUGCCUGAUUGGCAUGCAGGCGACCGUGCUCGACGGCGCAGUCAUCGGCCGCGGCUCCAUCGUCGGCGCUGGCGCGAUCGUGAGCGCGGGCACGGUGGUCCCGCCCAACUCGCUCGUGCUGGGCGUGCCCGGCAAGGUGAAGAAGAGCCUGCCGCCCGAAAAGGAGGAGCACCACCGCCUCCUCGCUCAAAAGUACGCGCGGCUCGCUCACAACCACAAGAAUGGCUGA
Messenger RNA from Emiliania huxleyi CCMP1516, 612 nucleotides. Its product is annotated as hexapeptide repeat-containing transferas-like protein. The transcript has a single exon. NCBI's taxonomy places the organism in Eukaryota, Haptophyta, Isochrysidales, Noelaerhabdaceae. Bases 1 to 612 code for a protein of 203 amino acids. The record is from RefSeq and is a predicted model, not a curated record.